UCUAAUCAUUGCUUAACACAAAAAGUUUAUUUUGAUAUUUGCUAUUAUAAAGCAGUUGUAUUCUAUGCUUAAUUUGAAUUGGAUGUCGUCUAAAUUUGCAGCGUGCUGCCAUGUCGUUCCUUCCAUAUGCAGUUUGAAAGCCAUUGCAAACUGUGUACGCCCCCAACCGGGAAACAGCUGUUUUGCUUGUACGUUCCAAAUCACCUGAAAAUCUGGCUGACGUUUUUUUCGCAAUCAAACAAAAGGAAAAUUUAAUUUAAUUAAUUCGUGUCGUUUUGUUAUAUUGUAAAUAUCUACUUAUGUUAAACAACUCCUAUGUGUAAAUACAAAAGUAAAAGCUCAAUCGUUAAGAUGACAAACUAAGUUUAUACGUGACAAAAGUACGAGAUUUUGUGAAACUGCAGUGCUGCGCUAAAAUACAUUUUUUUUUUUAGUUAAAAACAAGUUUUACAUUUUUACGUCAUACUUGCGAAAAAAUUGAAAUUUUUCAAUAUGUCCUGUUACUUCCGUCAAAACGCCGAUACCAAUGUAACAAUACCAAAGUAUAUUGAAUCUUCCACUGGUGUUGUCUAUUAUGACAUCAAAGUGCGCGUACAUCAAGUAGAAUGGUUGGUUGAACGCCGUUACCGCGACUUUGCGCAGCUGCAUGAGAAGUUGGUUGAUGAAAUUGCCAUCUCGAAGAAGUUGUUACCACCGAAAAAGCUGGUGGGCAACAAAAAUCCUACAUUUCUCGAACAACGUCGUGAGCAGUUGGAGAAGUAUUUGCAGGAAUUGCUCGUUUUCUUUCGUAUACAGCUACCACGUGUUUUAGCCGAAUUUUUAGAUUUUAAUAAAUACGACAUUGUUUACCUGCUGCAGGACUUAGCCAAACUAUUCAAUGAAUCGGGUAGCUCGCUUUUAAGUUCUAAAAAAGAGUUUAACUUCUCAGCACUAGAGGUAUAUGCAAUAAGCGAACGUCUGUGCUUGCCCUGCCCACCGGAAAAUAUCGAACAACGUGGGAAAUUUGAUUUUUCACAUGUACUCGAUUUUUGUACACAACUGGAGGUAUUAAUUGUCACACCGGUGAAGGACAAUACGUCCUUCAACAACGACUACAACACAGUCGAUGUGCCCAUCGGUCGUAGUAAUAUUAUACCAAAAAAUCUCCGUUUUACGCUCAAUGCAUUCCGUAAUGUGAAAACAUUAAAAUUCCAUGGCCUUUCCACCGAGAAUAUAGUAGAUAUCGCCUUAUUGAAGCCAACAAUGCAAACGAUUUGCGUACACAGCACCACGAUGACGCACAUCAAUCAAAUCCUAAUGUGCGAUAACAUACAUCGAGAUACCGUUGUUGCAGCAGCUACAGCUUCUGAUGCUAUCUCCUACACAUCGAAUAGUUCAGCCGCCGCACAAUCCAUAUCUAAUAGCGAUUGCACAGAUGUCUUACCAUAUAUAAAAACUAAUUGGUGCGAACUCACCGAUUUGGACCUAACAGGCAAUCUAUUAACACAAAUUGAUGCUAGUGUGCGUACAGCGCCGAAGUUACGUACACUUGUAUUGGAUCAAAAUCGUAUACGUGCUGUGCAAAAUCUGGCUGAACUCUCACAAUUACAAACGUUAUCACUGUCUGUCAAUCUAAUAGGUGAAUGCAUUGAUUGGCAUUUAGAAUUAGGUAAUUUAGUCACAUUAAAUUUAGCGCAAAAUCGUUUAAAAAAGUUGAGUGGCCUGCGUAAGCUACUCUCCUUGGUUAAUUUGGAUUUAAGUUGUAAUCUCAUAGACGAACUCGAAGAAGUCGAUAAUGUGGCGCGUCUGCCAAUAUUGGAGACACUACGCUUAACGGGUAAUCCACUUGCGGGCAGUGUGGAUUAUCGACCACGCGUUCUAUCGCGCUUUCAUGAACGUGCCGCUGAAAUCUCACUAGACAGUGAGCGAGGCACACAGAAGGAGCUCGAUACAGCGUUAGUGCUAUCGGCGCUACACACGUCGAAGAUGCGUCAAAUUAGCCAAAAUAGUCAACGCUAAUGAAAUAAUAAUACAGGUAUGCGAUGGUGCCAAAUACACGCAUAUUCAACGUUGAGAUGCCAAAAAACGCAUAUUGAGUACCUAAAAGUAGACUAUGAUUUUGUGACGCAUGGAGAGAAGCAAUUGAAAGCAAUUAUGAAACUACUACUUGAAAUUAAUUUUUUAACAAGCUAAGUUGGUUUUAAGCUCUUACUUUUAGCAGUGAAAAUUUAAAUUAUUUUCCUUUUAAAGAAAUUACACUGUCAUUAUUCACAUUGCAGCUACAUUCCUCUUUCUUGAACCGCCGUUGCUGAGAUAUAAUACCACACACUUGUGCAAUAUUUUACAAGAAAUUUCUUAAAAAAAAAAAAAAAAAUAUGUCAGUAA
Messenger RNA from Ceratitis capitata (Mediterranean fruit fly), 2364 nucleotides. Its product is annotated as nischarin. Bases 493 to 1998 code for a protein of 501 amino acids. The transcript is spliced from 5 exons. Lineage: Eukaryota; Metazoa; Arthropoda; Insecta; Diptera; Tephritidae. Gene Ontology annotation, cellular component: cytoplasm. The record is from RefSeq and is a predicted model, not a curated record. Gene Ontology annotation, molecular function: phosphatidylinositol binding; protein kinase binding.